AUGUAUAGGGCUGAUAUUAUCAGAAAGAAGUCAACUUCUUUAUUAUUAUCAAGUGAAAGAAAUGCGUUUGAAAAAAAAAAAUGGCUAUUGAAAAAAUCUUUGGAUAAUUUAUUAGAUCAUAAUAAAACACAAAAGGGAUGUCUCCAUUCCUUAUCAUAUUUAAAAGAUAAAAUAAAUCAUCCUUAUAAUAAUAAUGUAAAGAAUGGUUAUAAAGAUUUAGCUGUAUGCUCAUCAUCAAUUAAAUACAAUUCAAACGUAGAUUAUAAUAUAUUUUAUGAUUCUUUAAAUUAUAUUUGUGAAAAUGUACAAAAUAUAUGGAGUAAUAAAAAUAAGAAUGUUAAAAUUAAUGAAAAUAUAUCUAAUAUGUUUGUGAGAUUUUUAAAAAAAUAUAAUCAUAUUAAAAAUGGAAACUACAAAAUGAAAAAAGGGGUAUAUAAAAAUGAUAGUUUUAUAAAAUCAUCUAAUUAUUUACAGUCCUUUUUGUUAAAUGGGAAAUGUAGUGAUGGUGAAAAAAUUAUAAAAAAAAUUUUAAAAGAUAAUAAAAAUUUGAAAAGUCUCAAAAAAAAAAUGAUGAUGAAGAAAAAUAAAGAUUUUAUGUUUUCCUCUCAGAGGAGUAUGACUAAUCUAAGUGGUCACAACCAAAAUGAAAAUACAUUUGUCGAAUCAAUAAUUAAUAAUAAUAAUAAUAUAAUUAAUAAUAUAAUAAAAACACAUAUGUCAUUUAAUAAUUCAAGAUAUACUAGUUUUCUUAAUAAUAACUUAUCAAAAUAUAAAUUAAACUUUUUUGAGUUUUUAAAAAAUAUUUAUCUUUCUAAAGCACCCAAAGGAUUUGAAAGAUUUGAAAAUAAAAGUCCUAAUACCAAUAAUUUUAAAUCUGAAGAAGAGAAACCACGUAAAUAUGAUAAUUAUUUUUUUUAUAUAUUCUUUAUCUUAUUAUUAUUUUUCCUUCUAUUUGUGGAUUCGAAUGGUUUAUAUAAUGAAAUAAGUCAGAAUGAUUUUUUUUAUAAAUAUUUAUCAAAAGGUUAUAUAGAGAAAAUUAAAUUAAUUAAUAAAGAUUAUGUAAAAGCAUAUUUAAAUACUCAUGGUAUAAAAAAAUAUCAUAUGAAAUAUGUAAGUUUCCGUGUUGGAAAUAGUGAUAGUUUUGAAAAAAAAGUAGAAGCUAUACAAAGAGAAAUGAAUAUAAAAAGAGAUGAAUUAAUAGAAGUACAAUAUGUUAAUGAAGCUAAUAUAUUAAAUGAAGUAAAAGGUUAUAUUCCAAGUAUUUUAUUUUUUUUAUUGUUAAUAUUUUUAUUUCAAAAAAUUACUUUAAAGAAUGUUACUAAUAGUGGUAUGGAUAAAUUAUUUAAAUUUAGUAAGAUAUCACCUAUUAAUAAAAAUAAUUUAAAAACAGAUGUGAAAUUUUCAAGUGUAGCUGGUAUGAAGCAAGCUAAAGAAGAAAUUAUGGAAUUUGUAGAUUUUUUAAAAAAUCCAACCAAAUAUGAAAUAUUGGGUGCUAAAAUACCUAAAGGUGCAUUAUUAUGUGGUGCUCCAGGUACUGGAAAAACUUUACUAGCCAAAGCUGUAGCAGGAGAAGCAAAUGUUCCAUUUUUUAAUAUUAGUGGUAGUGAUUUUAUUGAAGUUUUUGUUGGUAUAGGUCCAUCAAGGGUUCGAGAAUUAUUUGCUCAAGCAAGAAAACAUGCACCUUCUAUAAUUUUUAUAGAUGAAAUUGAUGCUGUCGGGAGAAAAAGAUCAAAAGGUGGUUUUGCUGGUGGAGGUAAUGAUGAAAGAGAAAACACAUUAAAUCAAAUGCUAGUAGAAAUGGAUGGAUUUCAUACAUCUAAUGAUAAGGUAGUUGUUUUAGCUGGUACUAAUAGAGUAGAUAUUUUAGAUCCAGCUAUUACUAGACCAGGGAGAUUUGAUAGAAUAGUAAAUAUAAGUAAACCUGAUAUAAAUGAAAGAUCUGAAAUUUUCCAAGUUCAUUUAAAAAAUCUUAAAUUACAUGAAUCAUUAGAUAUUAAAAAUAUUAGUUAUAUAUUAGCAUCUUUAACACCUGGUUUUGUUGGUGCUGAUAUUGCUAAUGUUGUUAAUGAAGGAGCUAUUCAAUGUGCUCGACGAUCUAAUUUAUUAGGUGUUCAAAUCAAAGAUUUUGAACUAGCUAUAGAAAGAGUCAUUGGUGGAUUACCAAAAUCUUCCUCUCUUAUAUCACCACUUGAAAAAAAAAUUAUAUCAUAUCAUGAAACUGGUCAUGCACUUAUUGGCUGGUUUUUAGAAUAUGCUGAUCCUGUAUUAAAAGUAUCUAUAAUUCCUAGAAAUAAUGGGGCCCUUGGAUAUUCACAACACUUAAGUGAAGAAAUUAUGUUAUUUUCAAGAGAUGCAAUAUUAGAUAAAAUUGCUGUAAUAUUAGGUGGAAGAGCAGCAGAAGAAUUGUUUAUAGGAAAAAUUACAACAGGAGCUAUUGAUGAUUUAAACAAAGUUACUCAGCUAGCUUAUUCAUAUGUUUCUCAAUAUGGUAUGAAUCAAGAAAUAGGAUUGGUGUCAUUUCAACCCAAUUCAAAUAGUGAAUAUAAUUUAUACAGGCCACAUUCAGAAUGUUUAGCACAUCUUAUAGAUAAUGAAGUUAGAUCAUUAAUUGAAACUCAAUAUAAAAGAGUUAAAUCUAUAUUAAUGAAAAAUGAAAAACAUGUACACAAUCUAUCCAACUUAUUAUAUGAAAAGGAAACUAUCUCAUAUCAUGAUAUUGUUAAAUGUGUUGGUGAAAGACCCUAUCCAGUCAAAUCAGCAUAUGAAAAGUUUGUAAAGGCAAAUCCAUACAAAGCAAUAAUAAACGAACCAUUACUUGAAGAUAAAAAGGAAAGUGAUAAUAUCAAAGGUGAUGUAAAGGGUGAUACAUCAAAUGGUGCAACUGUUAAUACAAAGGAGAAUAAAAAAGACAAUACAAAGGAGAAUAAAAAAGACAAUACAAAGGAAAAUAUAAAGGAAAAUACAAAAGACAAUAAAAAAGACAAUACAAAAAAUCAGUACAAUAUUUCGGGUAACAAUUCCAAAGAUGAUACUAAACAAACUUCAUCAAAGUUGAAUGAAGAAAAAUGUAAUGAAAAAUUAGGAGAUUCUCAAAAGAAGGAUAAUAAAAUAUCCAAUGUGAAACUAAGAUGA
Molecule: messenger RNA, 3132 nt
Organism: Plasmodium adleri (nom. inval.)
Lineage: Eukaryota; Apicomplexa; Aconoidasida; Haemosporida; Plasmodiidae
Product: ATP-dependent zinc metalloprotease FTSH, putative
Exons: 1
Coding region: 1-3132 (1043 amino acids)
Biological process (GO): mitochondrial protein processing; protein-containing complex assembly
Cellular component (GO): membrane; m-AAA complex
Molecular function (GO): ATP binding; metalloendopeptidase activity; zinc ion binding
Source: RefSeq, a predicted model, not a curated record